AUGGGGGCUGUUUUGUCUCUGUCCACUGUGUCCAUCUUCCUCUACCACAGAGAGACUCCUGUCAUAAAGGCCAGUAACUUUGACCUCAGCUGCCUCUUGUUGUUCUCACUCUUUCUUUGCUUCCUCUGCCCCCUCACCUUCAUCGGCAGGCCCACUGUUUGGACCUGCAUGUUGCGACACACGGCCUUCGGGGUAACCUUUGCCCUCUGCAUGUCCUGUGUUCUGGGGAAAACCAUUGUGGUAGUGAUGGCCUUCAAGAUCAGCCACCUUUCAACGUGUGCCUGUUUAAGUGAUAGACGUAUAUAUCCAACAUUUUUUAGGACUGUUCCCAGUGAUCAGUUUCAAAUUUCGGCUUUGGUACAGCUCAUGAAACAUUUUGGCUGGCAGUGGUUAGGAAUAAUUCACAGUGAUGAGGUAUAUUCAUCUGAUGGUGUAGCUGAGUUCAUUAAGCAAGGAAAAGCUGAGGGUAUCUGUGUGGAAUAUGUAAUUUUCUACAAUAGGUUUAAUACAGAGAUAGAACAUAUUGUUACAGAGCAACUGAAAUCCUCCACAUCAAGCGUAGUCCUGCUAUUCAUGUCAUUAUCCCACACGAGGCAGUUAUUUAAAAAAGUCGACGGGAAUAAGUUGCCUCGUAAACAAUGGAUAGGUAGUGAAGAUUGGAUCUCACAGGUAGAAUUGGCUUCCCUUGGAAGUAAGAACGUCUUACAUGGGGCAAUGGGGUUUGCUCUGCCUCAGUCUAUUAUUCCAGGUCUUGUUGAGUUUAUACUGAGCUUGAAACCGAGUGAUGAACCAGAGAGUGUUAUGAUCAAAGCUUUUUGGGAAAGUUUCUUUGAGUGUAGCUUCUCUCCAUCAAAUAGCAGAAAGCUCUGUACUGGGGAUGAGGAUCUGAGAACAAUAACUAGUGCCUACACAAACAGAGAAGUAAGAUCUGUGAGAAAUGUGUACACAGCUGUGUACUCGAUUGCACAUGCUCUUAAUUCAUUAUUGCAAUGUGAAAAUGGAUUGAAUCCCACCACAGGAAAACACUGUGUAAACAAGACUGAUGUCCAGCCCAAACAGGUACUGGAACACCUUAAGCUGGUGGAUUUCACCGUACUGAAUGGUCACAAGGUAUCUUUUGAUGAAAACGGAGACAGUGUGGCUCAGUAUGACCUGUUAAAUUGGCAGUACAAAGAAGAUGAUUCUGUCUCUGUGAACGUCAUAAAAAUUGGGCAUUAUGAUAGCUCUUUUCCUGAAGGACACAGAUUUAGGUUUACACCUAAUACAACAAUCGUAUGGGCCUUUAACAGUACUGAGCCUCCAAAGUCUGUUUGCCAGGAUGCAUGCCCUGCCGGAAGUCGCAAGGCCACUAACAAGCGAGCACCCGUGUGUUGCUUUGAUUGCUUUGAAUGCCCGGAGGGAGGCAUAAGUAAUGAGACAGAUUCAUCAGACUGCUUUUUGUGUACGGUUGAAUUCUGGCCAAAUGAAAAAAAGGACAAGUGCAUUCAAAAACCAACUGAAUUCCUUUCCUUCACAGAAAUCAUGGGGAUUGUAUUAUCUGUGUUUUGUUGCUUUGGUGUAUUUUUGUCAAUUUUAAUAUUCAUAAUUUUCUUAGUUCAUAAAGAGACACCUAUUGUCAGGGCCAACAACUCUGAGCUGAGUUUCCUGCUGCUUCUCUCUUUAAAACUGUGUUUCCUAUGUUCUCUGACCUUCAUCGUCCGUCCCUCAGACUGGUCCUGUAUGCUUCGCCACACAGCGUUUGGGAUCACCUUUGUCCUCUGUAUCUCUUGUGUUCUGGGGAAAACGAUAGUGGUGUUGAUGGCCUUCAGGGCUACACUACCCAGCAGUAAUGUUAUGAAAUGGUUUGGUCCAACUCAGCAGAGACUCAGCGUAUUGGCUUUCACUCUCAUACAGGUUGUGAUAUGUUUGCUUUGGUUAACAAUCAACCCUCCCUAUCCCUUUAAGAAUAUGGAAACCUAUAUGGAUAAGAUCCUUCUAGAAUGUGCCUUAGGAUCCGCUAUAGGGUUUUGGGCUGUGUUGGGGUACAUAGGAGUCCUAGCUAUGUUAUGUUUCAUACUGGCUUUUCUAGCCAGAAAGCUGCCAGAUAGUUUCAAUGAGGCGAAGUUCAUCACCUUCAGCAUGGUGAUAUUCUGUGCAGUUUGGAUCACAUUUAUUCCUGCUUACGUCAGUUCUCCUGGGAAGUUUACUGUGGCUGUGGAGAUAUUUGCAAUUCUGGCUUCCACCUUUGGCUUGUUAAUAUGCAUAUUUGUACCAAAAUGCUAUAUCAUUAUUUUCAAGCCAGAACAAAAUUCAAAAAAGCAUAUCAAGAGUAAGAUGCAAAGCAAAGGAAUCUAA
Molecule: messenger RNA, 2334 nt
Organism: Gadus morhua (Atlantic cod)
Lineage: Eukaryota; Metazoa; Chordata; Actinopteri; Gadiformes; Gadidae
Product: extracellular calcium-sensing receptor-like
Exons: 5
Coding region: 1-2334 (777 amino acids)
Biological process (GO): G protein-coupled receptor signaling pathway
Cellular component (GO): plasma membrane
Molecular function (GO): G protein-coupled receptor activity
Source: RefSeq, a predicted model, not a curated record